This is a messenger RNA of Komagataella phaffii GS115, 1047 nucleotides long. Its product is annotated as 3'-5' exoribonuclease involved in rRNA processing. The record is from RefSeq and is a predicted model, not a curated record. NCBI's taxonomy places the organism in Eukaryota, Fungi, Ascomycota, Pichiomycetes, Pichiales, Pichiaceae. Gene Ontology annotation, cellular component: nuclear exosome (RNase complex); cytoplasmic exosome (RNase complex). Bases 1 to 1047 code for a protein of 348 amino acids. Gene Ontology annotation, biological process: TRAMP-dependent tRNA surveillance pathway; nuclear polyadenylation-dependent rRNA catabolic process; U4 snRNA 3'-end processing. The transcript has a single exon. Gene Ontology annotation, molecular function: RNA binding.
AUGACAGAGAUAAUAAGUAUAAGAAAACCCUUGAAUCCGAAUGCUGAUUCAGACGUGGAGUCUUCUGAUGAAGAGAUGCUCGAAGCAUCUUUGGCACCUAAGAAUAAUAAUCAAUCAAUUGUGACUCCAGGAGAACUGAUAACAGAGGAUCCCAUAUGGAUGAGAGGCCAUGGUACCUACUAUUUGAACGAAAAAACAUAUAGUUCCGUAGCUGGGACCAUUUCCAAAGUCAACAAGCUUCUGAGUGUGGUCCCUUUGAGAGGAAGGUAUCAGCCUGAAACGGGAGAUCACGUCGUUGGGAGAAUCACAGAAGUUGGACCAAAGAGAUGGAAGGUAGAUAUUGGAGCUAGACAAGAUGCUGCAUUGAUGCUAGGCUCUGUGAACCUACCUGGAGGAGUUCUGAGAAGAAAAUCUGAAAGUGAUGAGUUACAAAUGAGGAAUUUCUUGAAAGAAGGUGAUUUGUUGAACGCAGAAGUUCAAUCGAUUUUUCAAGAUGGAUCAGCUUCUUUGCAUACGAGAUCUCUCAAAUACGGUAAACUUAGAAACGGAUAUUUCGUCAAGGUUCCUUCAUCUCUGAUUAUCAGACAGAAAAAUCAUCUUCAUGAGCUUCCCGGAAGCAUUACGAUUAUCAUUGGAGUGAACGGGUACAUCUGGAUCUCCAAGACAUUGUACCAGCAUCAAAAAUCUCUGCCGUCUACCACAGGAAACAACGCAUUAGACUCCACUGUUUCUUCAGCUGCAGCCAAGAGCAACAGUUACACACCAGGACAGGGAUCAGUAUCUAUAACCAGACUGGAGGAGGAAUCCUCCUGGGAAAUCUACAGUGACAAAAACGAGCCUAUAUCAGUUGCCACGAAGGACACUAUUGCGAGGUACGCCAACUGCGUGAAAGCGCUGGCCAAAUGCGAUAUCGGAAUUACUGAAACUCGAAUCAUUGCAGCAUAUGAAGCCAGUAUGGUUUACGAGAAUGCGGGGUUGUUAUUGGAUGAGGAGACCAUGAAGAGCAUUGGAGAAGAUGUGCUAAAUAGGGAAAGGAUGAGAGGCUAG